GGCCCUGGCAACAUUGUACGAUUCACGCUUGCCUGACCUGCUGUGUUCUUCGAUCUUUCUGAUUGUCAAUUUAAGUUGGCUUGGAAUUUUCGUAAAACGUAAAAUCAAUAUUUUAAAAUACUACGUCCGCCAUUGUACAAGUAUAUUUAAUUUUGAUAUGUUAUGCUUAGAUUAACGUUAAAAUGCAACGAUCCAGUCUUUCAUACAUCGAAUUAUUUAAACCAGUAAAAUAAAAAUGAACCUACACUACAAAGUCUUUAUUGUGCUUCUUCUUACGAAAUCUGUGCGACUUUAUUGUGGACCAUACAAUGGUCAAAUUUGUAAAAGUUAUUCCACCGGUUAUGUGUGGUACAAUGACACAGGUGGACUCGACAAUGAAAAAAUCACAAGUGGCUUGUGGAAAGAAAUGAUAUCUACACUCAAGGAACCUUGCAGAAAAGGAGCUGAAAAAUUGCUUUGUGCCUAUGCGUUUCCUAAGUGCGUCGAUAAAGACGGAGUUGGUUAUUAUGCAUUGCCUCUCUGCUAUGAAGACUGCAUGGCUGUUAAGAUGCAAUUUUGUUACAAUGAUUGGAUUGUUAUUGAAGAACAAAAACGACGCGGCGUAUACUUCGAGUCUCGGGGCCACUUUCGUUUUCCCGAAUGCGAGAAACUACCGCGAUUUGCAGGUAAAGGUUCACAGGUGACUUGUAACAAUGUUGGAAUAACUAAUAUGGUCUACAGUCAAGUAACAACAAAUUGUGUGAAAGGAAAUGGCCGGUACUAUCAGGGCGUAGUGAAUGUGACGGAAACAGGUUUGGCAUGUCAAGCUUGGGAGUCCCAGUUUCCUCAUCAACAUACACGCCCCCCACUUAUAUUUCCUGAAGUGCAGAAUUCGUCAAACUAUUGCAGAAAUGCAGGAGGUGAAGAGCGUAAACCAUGGUGCUACACAAUGGACCCUAAUGUAAGAUGGGAGCACUGUGCUAUACCGUCUUGUGCAAAUGUCACUGAAGAAACUGACAUGAUGACAGGCACAAAUAUUGUCAUGGACAGCUACUUUACGCCAACAUUUGUCUUGUUACUGUCCAUAAGUGGCCUAGGAUGCAUUUUAGGUAUAGCUGCUGUAACACUUUUAUGUCAUUACUUUGUUAAAAAUCAUUAUUCUAAAUGUAAUGUGUCGAGCAGAAGGAAUGUACAGAACAUGGACAUUGACUUGGAUAAGCUCCCCAGUAACCUUGCUUACCAUACUACAGGAGCACAACUUAAUCCUAAAUUAGAGAAACUAGAGUUUCCAAGAAAUAAUAUUAUUUACAUUAGAGACUUAGGACAAGGUGCAUUUGGCAGAGUAUUUCAAGCAAAAGCCCCAGGAUUGGUACCUGACGAAGAAUUUACUCUUGUUGCUGUUAAAAUGUUGAAAGAUGAAGCUUCUCAUGAUUUACAAUUAGAUUUUGAGAGAGAGGCUUGUUUGCUUGCAGAUUUUGAUCACCCAAAUAUUGUUAAAUUGUUGGGUGUGUGUGCUGUUGGUCGGCCUAUGUGUUUGUUGUUUGAGUAUAUGGGGAAAGGAGACCUCAAUGAAUACUUGAGAGCUUGCAGUACUGCUCCUAACUUCACACCUGCUAUUGAAAACAGAGAGGAUCUCAGACUGUUGGCCACUCCAUUAGGACAUUUAGAAUUAUUACACAUUGCAAGGCAGAUUGCAUCAGGAAUGGUUUAUUUGUCUGAUAGAAAAUUUGUGCAUCGUGAUUUAGCAACCAGAAAUUGUUUAAUCAAUGAUGACAUGGUGGUCAAAAUAGCUGACUUUGGGCUCUCACAUAAAAUAUAUUUACAAGACUACUAUAAAGGUGAUGAACAUGAUGCAAUUCCAGUCAGAUGGAUGCCUUUGGAGAGUAUACUUUACAAUAAAUAUACAUUGGAAUCAGAUGUGUGGGCAUAUGGUGUGUGUCUAUGGGAAAUAUUUUCAUUUGCCUUACAGCCUUAUUUUGGCAUGACACAUGAGGAGGUAGUAAAGUUUCUAAAAGAUGGCAAUGUGCUUGCUUGUCCUGAUAAUACGCCUCGGUGUGUAUAUGACCUUAUGAAACAAUGCUGGAAUCACCAUCCUAGUGAUCGUCCCAAUUUUAGAGUAAUUUAUCAUACUAUUGAUAAUAUACAACUAAUACUUGAACGAACUCAUACUGAAUAAGAAAAUGGCAUUUAUAUUUUUACAAUAAAUUUCAUAAUACAAAUCUAAACAGCUUCCAAUUGGGUCAAAAGUUAUCCAAUUAUUUUUGUUCAGUGAUCUUCAUGUAAAUGUGUUGGAUAUUAUAGUAAUUUGUAUUAAGUAGUAUAUUACAUUUAUUUUUUUUGACAAUACUUGUAAUGUUUUAUGGAAAAAUGUCUGUUCUGUUAAAUCAGUUUUGUGGAAUGUUUAAUAUUGUAAACUAUAUAUUAAGAAAGCAACUUUUAUCUUAUAUUAGCACAAUGAAUCAGUCUUACACACGGAGUGGAACAGUUAAAGUUUGUCCAACCAGUUAUUUUAUGAGGUUUAAAGAAAUUAUAAUAAAAAAGCAUAAUUUUUUAGGGAAAAAUAACUAUAAUCCAAACAUAAUUCAUACAAUUUAUAUUGUUCUGUUGUAUUCUGGUAAAAGGUAACUGUAGCCAAUAUAACAGUGUGCCACUAUAACGUUUAUGUUUAUUAUGUCAGGAUGACAACAGUAGUGUUCUGAGAUUCAAUUUUGUGUUUGCUUCGUUUAUAUGGUGAUUUAAUUCAUGGCCAAUAACUGUUCCAUCCAAUAUAUUAUAAUUCCAUGAUAUUACAUUGUCUAUGAUAGAAAAAAAAAUAUUUUGUAGAUUACAUUAUUGCCAAUGGGAAGUCUUGCCUAAUUAUUAUUUUUAGCAUUGUUUUUAUUAAAUUAAAUUUGAUAGGUUGCUCAUAUUAUUUUUUAAAUACUUAAGUGGUAAUGAAAUUUGUUUAGUUUUAUAAAUUGAAAUUAUGAAAAGAGGUAGUCAUUUGAUCUAUUUCUAUAAUGUGAACAAAUUUUUACACACUGAAUAAUUCCAAUAGGAUCUGUUGAAUCUGCCCUCUCAUCCAAGACAACUGAGCUAUACCUUUAUCAAAAAUAAUUAUAGUUUUCACGGAACUACACAAAAGUGACAUAAUUACACCGAAUUCAGUAGACAGAUCUAAUAAGUGGAUAAAUAUCUGUUCAAAUGUAAAAUAUAUCCAAAUGAAUAAGAAUAAGGCUGGUGAAUUCACUGUAGCUUAUUUAUUUUACUUACACAAGAUAAAUUGCUAAAGGAUACCUAAGAUUGGUACAAAGCUUUUUUAUCUAAUUUCAAUGAAGGUUUUUCUGUUAAGUUUAAAAUACAUUCGGUCAUCAGAGCAUAAACUAUUGUUCUAGCAGGAAAGACUGAUUUUCUUUAGUUAUUUUAACAUCACUAUAGGCCUUAAUUAUUGAGUUUAUUCUUUAUGUAGAUCACAUAAUUUGCUUUUAAUUUGGUGCUUAUAUGCACAAUAAUAUUUGUUAGGGAUCAUAAUAUUUAAAGAAAUUGCCUGAAUAUUAUACCUGAGUAGCUCUAACCAUUAUUACUGCCAAGGUAAACAAACAAUUUUGAUGACAAUUAAAGUUCAGACUGUACCAUAAAAUGUAAAAGACUUUGUAAAUACUUAAUUCACAAAAGUGCAUAAAAUACUGCCAAAUAUAUUUAGACAACUAUUUGGAUUAUAAGGAAAUUGUAAUAUUUUAGAUAAAACUAUCGUUUAAGUGGUGUGUACUGUUAAUUAUAUUGCAGUUGUAAUGUAUACACAGUCAUUAUUAGUGAGUUGAAUCCUAAUUUUACUCAAGAAUUGUUUAUUUUUUAUUAUUUUAUCUCCUUAUUAUGUCAGCAGGCAUGAACUUCUUUAUGUAAUACAAUUAAGUUAUUUAUUGUUUUAUGUAAUAAAAUUGUAUUUUAAAAA
This is a messenger RNA of Manduca sexta (tobacco hornworm), 3910 nucleotides long. RefSeq names its product tyrosine-protein kinase transmembrane receptor Ror2 (gene Nrk). The transcript has a single exon. Gene Ontology annotation, molecular function: protein binding; transmembrane receptor protein tyrosine kinase activity; ATP binding. NCBI's taxonomy places the organism in Eukaryota, Metazoa, Arthropoda, Insecta, Lepidoptera, Sphingidae. Gene Ontology annotation, biological process: cell surface receptor protein tyrosine kinase signaling pathway; positive regulation of kinase activity; multicellular organism development. Bases 236 to 2155 code for a protein of 639 amino acids. The record is from RefSeq and is a predicted model, not a curated record. Gene Ontology annotation, cellular component: signaling receptor complex.